CGGCCUCUGUGGCAGUGGUGGACACGUCGAGCCGGACAGAAGUGACUGGGGGCUUCUGAGAAGUCCUGAGAAGGUGACGGAUUCAGGUUCUGAGAGGGAGGAGUCUGUGACUGCACUGGUCCUCGGAAGGCUCUUCAGUGCUCUCAACUUUCGUGGAAAAAAUGGAUCAUUCCCACCAUAAGGGGAAAAACUAUAUGGACAACAGCAGCAGCACUAUGCCACCGUCUCACCAUCACCCAACGACUUCAGCCUCACACUCUCAUGGUGGAGGAGAUGGCAGCAUGACGAUGAUGCCUAUGACCUUCUACUUUGGCUUUAAGGAUGUGGAGCUAUUGUUUUCCGGUUUGGUGAUCAAUACAGCUGGAGAAAUGGCAGGAGCUUUUGUGGCAGUGUUUUUACUAGCAAUGUUCUAUGAAGGCCUCAAGAUUGCCCGAGAAGGUCUCCUGCGUAAGUCACAAGUCAGCAUUCGCUACAAUUCCAUGCCUGUCCCAGGACCAAAUGGAACCAUCCUCAUGGAGACACACAAAACUGUUGGGCAGCAGAUGCUGAGUUUUCCUCACCUUCUGCAGACAGUGCUGCAUAUCAUCCAGGUGGUCAUCAGCUACUUUCUCAUGCUAAUCUUCAUGACCUACAACGGGUACCUCUGCAUCGCAGUAGCAGCGGGGGCUGGAACAGGAUACUUCCUCUUCAGCUGGAAGAAGGCAGUGGUAGUGGACAUCACAGAGCAUUGCCAUUAACAUCAGAGUCCGUGGUGUGGCCUUAUUGAUUACAGUGGGAAGCAGUUCAAGACUGGAAGACACAAUUCCUGCUCCAGUCAUCCCUUCUUGUUCCUGUCUCUUCGCACCCACACAUACACACCUGCUGAAUAGACGUUUAGUUUACAGUUUCUUCUCCAAGGAAAAUUGUCUUUUCUAAGCCGAGAUUCCCAUUACCCUUGAAGAGAAACUACCCCUUAGAUGUCUUCUCUAUCAUCCUAGAUUCUUGUUUAAUCCAGGUAGCUUUCUAGUCAAUGACUUGAUUGUCUGCUUCCUUUUUUUAAUCUUCUGGGGUUUCUGUUUUUAACAGACAAUAUGUGAAUUUAGUGGGUUUUUUUCUGGGUCAGUGACGGAAAGAGAUUAAUUUCAGUCAGUAUGGCUGGCAGCUGAAGGAUAUUCUUGCCCAACUAUCCCCCAGACUCAAACAUCACAUUAAAAAUUAAGCUCCAGUCUUUGAACUUCAAAAAAGGGAAAAUACAUUGUGCCUUUCUCUAGGUGUGAUGUGUUGUACCAAAAUCUUGGUAGUAUGCAAAAGCGUGAUUUUGAGACUAAAUAUAGGCCCAGAACUUGUAGAGUAUGUAUUCUUGAGUUGCUAACUCAUUAGCUUGUGUUCCCACUUAACAUUUUGAUUAGAAUGAGCUUGUCAGUCAAAAAAAAAAAAGAAUCAAUUUGAGAAAAUAGAAUAGACAUUUUAAAAUAAAACCAUUGCCAUUUUACUUUGACUUGCUACCUUUUUUUGUCCCAGCUGCACAAAGCAAGAGUUUGAUUUUUAUUCCUCAUUUUUAUUUUCAUGUGUCUGCCUCCAAACCAGUGAUUUUCAGACUUUCGCCUACAUCAGAAUCAUCUGGAGAAUUUGUUAAAACACUAGUUACCGGGCCUCAACCCUAGAGCCCUAAAUCUGGCAUUUCUAAGUUCCCAGGUGAUGUUCUGCUGACAAACUAGAACACCACAUUUUGAGAAUGUCUGCUUUAAACUAAGGAAGUACACCUGGGGGGCGUGGCGCACUACCUGGUAUUGGGCAUGAGAAUUUGAAUUGCUGGUUGGUAGGUGGUAUGUCUGGGCAUACCUCAUGUAGUACAUGUUGCUGGUCAAUACUUAAUCAUUCCACAAACAUUUAUUCAGCUCCAGCUGUGUGUAUGUACUCACACACAUGUAUGAAGGACUAUAACUAAAGUACUUUCAACAGCACGUAUGAAGUCAGUAGUCCUUUUUUAAAAAGAUCUGUGAUUCCUUGAAAACAGUGUGAAGGCUGAGAGAGACCUUUGCUUUGCAGUAAAAAUGAGCCAGUCUUGGGGCCAGAUGGGCAAAAGUCCACCUUUCUUUAGAGAGGCAUAGAAGUGUGGUCUGCUGAUGCCCAGAUUUUCCUUAGCCCCCAACAUCCUUGUCCAUACUAGGUACAUCCUCAUACACAACAUGACCACCUUUGUUAUUACCCUUGGGGGCUUUAUUAGAUCACACGUGGCCAAAACCUCUUUUCUCAAUGAAGAAUCACAUUGGAUUUUUAUUCUGUUCAGUUGUUAGUCUAUGCCGUAGUCUUGUUUCUAAACUACCUCUUUAAAGUGAUUCUUCUUGUGCUGGUCUGUUCUUUCCUGCCCUCCUUGGUGCUAGAUCCAAUUGUGCCUCAGGGCAGAGGAGAUAAAACACAGUUAUCCUGUUGUCCUGUGUUGUGGUUUUGAAAUUUGUACUUUCUCUGUGGGUACUGGUUAAAUAUUGGAGAGCAAAAAAUGUGUACUUCUACAUCUGUGAACCAAGAGAGAGUUUGAGCCUACUGGGUUGAGAUUAAAAUGCAAGAAUCAACGUUUAGACCUUUGUACUUUUCUCACAUUUCAUCCCCUCAUAAUGUUGAUACUUAGCAUGAGCAAAGUGAAUGACAGGUACUUGACAGCCAACAUUAAGAUAUAAACAGCCUAUUGUAUAAACAGCUUCUAUCCCUUACAAGCCAAGGAAUAAUAAUACCUUGAGGUGUACAUAAGAAUCAAUGCUUAAUGGUGACUCUGGUGCUCUCUAGAAAUCUAGGCAUGAGCUGCUAUAAAAUACCUUCCAGGAACAGGACAUUAUCAGUGGGGUGAGAAAAUCAAGGCCAGUUAAGAUAAAGUGCUAUGAAUUUGCAACUCCCAGAGAGGAACCUCAGUUUUGGACAAGUCUUCAGGUGUUUAGGGUAGAGAGAAUCUGAAAAACAUGAAUUUUAAUAGAUCCUUGACAAAGCUAGUGAAGGAGAAAAAAGUUAAAGUUUAAAUUCCGUCUUUUUUGAGCUCAUGAAUUUUGAUGACACAGUGAUCUCAUUGACUUUCAUUUCUGUAUCUGUGUUCACUUAGAAUUUAAUGCCUCUGACUUUUUUGGAUCUAAACUUCUGUUUUUUCCUUUCCUUUUCCCAUCUGUUAGAAGACUAUGUCUCCAUUUCUUUGGCAUCUUACUUUGCUGACCUUCUCUCUAUCUUUCAGUCCUUUAUCCUGUGGGCAUUGCUAUGCCGUGGAUAUAACUACCAACCAGAAAUUGGUAUUUAUAAACAUGGUAGAGACCUUAAGUAUGUGUCUGGAAGCAAUUGUCCCACUGCAAUUUCUAUAAAGCUUGGUAAAAGGCUACCUAGUACCCACACCAGCAUUAUAAAAUCCGAGGUGCUGUCUCUAGUCUAUGAUGAAGGAACACUCAACACCCCCACUGGCCACAAAUGAAAUCCUGUGUCCACCGCAGGAUUAAAAAUUAAAGUUUCUUCAGUACUUCUAAGAUAGGAUUGUCAAAACUUCCUUUUCAGGCUGUGAGUACUGGGAUUGGGUUCCAGUCACAAGGGGUUCCUUAUAAGGAGCUGGGGGCGUGAUGCAGGAGGGAAAUACUCCCAUCCUUUAAUUUUGAUCCUGCCGCUUCCAGCUGCUUCUUCAAAAGAAACAUCUAAAGAUACAAAGUCUUUAUUUGAAAAAAUGCCUUAAUCACUGGGUCUACAAUUCAUGUUGACUGUUUUAGAUUGUAAGCUCCUGAGAGCAGUAUUGCUGUAGUUGGAAUGUUUUAACAGUGUCAUGUGCAAAGGAACAAAAUAAAUAUUUUGAUUUUGUGAUUCUA
This is a messenger RNA of Chinchilla lanigera (long-tailed chinchilla), 3809 nucleotides long. RefSeq names its product solute carrier family 31 (copper transporter), member 1 (gene Slc31a1). The record is from RefSeq and is a predicted model, not a curated record. The transcript is spliced from 5 exons. Lineage: Eukaryota; Metazoa; Chordata; Mammalia; Rodentia; Chinchillidae. The coding region runs from base 162 to 737 and encodes 191 amino acids. Gene Ontology annotation, cellular component: membrane. Gene Ontology annotation, biological process: copper ion transmembrane transport. Gene Ontology annotation, molecular function: copper ion transmembrane transporter activity.